AUGGAUCCGCCGCAGUCCCCUCCCAAAUCGGCCAUUCCUCGCCGCGGGCCUCCCCUCACGGCCAUCCGCACCGACCUUGCUCAGCAGCGCCCUCGUCCAGUCCUACAGAAACCUCGUCCUCAGCGUCUCCGACCCACCGACGCCAUCUCCGAUCAGUCGCAAAGCGUGCCCCUGCAGCCCGAUCCUGCGAAGCGCCAGGCUUCAAAGACAAGCUUGCGGAGUCUCUUCGCCCGGAACAAAGCUCUGCGCGACGAAAAGAAGCAGGACGCCACUCUUCCUGCGCUUGGUGAGAGGCGUGGUUCAGCCACGCCAUCCACUGCCAAUGUCCCUGACACUCCGCGAUCAAUCGCAUAUACCGUGGCGUCCGGCUCGACGUUGCCUACCUCAUCCCAAGCUCCCACGCCCACUGAAUCAAGUUUUAGAUCCGAACAGCCAAGCAGAGCAAAACCCAAACCGGAGCCGAAAUCCAAAGUCAAUGCGUCCUGGGUCCCUCCGCCGCUAUUCCAAGCGUAUCCACAAGCAUUGAAACAUGCACGCCUUUCCAUCCCCAACAUCUCUGCCGAUUCUAUUCUCCGCAUCCAGGCUACCCAAGGCAACAAUCCUCAGCAGAGCGAGCGAGAUGGCGCAGAUCCCGAAAGUGCAGAUAGAAACAAGAAAGAGGCUAAAGAUAAAAAGACCGGCAGGCGGGGAGGCUCCAGUGCCCUGGGCAAUAUCAUAUUACUUAGCAAGAUAUUCGUUCUGGUAACCGCAGGCUAUAUAUUGCAAUAUGCCGGGGAGGGUGGAUAUGACAGGCUGCCGGAGAAGGUGAUGCGCCUUGGUCCGGCGUCGGCAGCAUUUGCUAGUGAUGCUAUUCCCGGGAAACCCUAUGUUUUGCAGAUCUCGCAAAAGUCUAGCGACGAUGGCAAGGCGCCGGCAACCGGUGGGCGAACAUUCCUAUCAAGAUUUGGCCUACAAGGCGCCGAGUCGCGCCGGACUGUCCGUACAUUUCUUGUUAUCAUGGCCAGUCCCCAGGAGAUGAACUCUUGGUUGAUUGCGCUGCGAAAAGCAAUCGAGUCCCUAGGCGGCAAGAAAUAUAUUCCAGAGUACGAAGGAGAUGCUCUUGAGUCCCCCCUUAGCCCUCGACUCGCCACGCGCAAUUCGCGGCUCUUUGUAAACCGCAAAUCAAGCUUGCGGGAAUCCAACCCUCCCUCGCCUUUGUUUGAUACUUUCCAGCGACGUUCACCGGUGCCUUCUGUUCACAGGAAGAAUUCGUAUCAGGAUGACAUUUCCACUAGUUCAAUCAAGACGGCCAAUCGUCGCUCGCUCACCGCACCUUCUGAUGCCAUGUCUAUAUCUACAGCAACUUCUACAACAACAAUCACUACCAAUGCAUUCAAAGACUCAGACGCAGUCUUUGAAAAUCCUCGAGAUCCUCCUCUUCCGACCCACAGAAUCAAAAUUACACCCAGUACCCCCGCAGAAAAGCCUCCAGUUGCAACCCCAGCUGUACAGCCAUCUGCGACAGCCGCGCGACAGCUGCGCAGACCUACGCCGUCUGUUGCUGGAAACGGCAACCGGCGUUCCUAUAUCGCCACCCAGUCAGACAGUCAAGGAGAGACAUUUCGUCGACCACCCAGUCUCGGCCGUCCACUAUCGUUUACCAGAAACACCGCUCCCAGUUCGGAGAACUCAUCUGCUGCUCCUCAAAACCACAGCGUUUCCGGCUCUGGCUCAAGGCUUUCUAUGGUCCGUAAGAACAGCGCACAGAUGAUCUCAUCAAAUGAUAAAACUUUACGGCAAAUACCCAGGAGAGAGUCACCCCCGACAGUAAAUGGUCACAGUGACGUACAAGAAAAAGACCCUGGCUCAAAGACAGACGCCGGAAGUGACUCGUCCCAAAACAGAAGAAAGCGACAGUCAUUAGUCUCUCCCAGUCAAAGCUCGACUCCCGCUACUUCAGGUUUCAGGUCAAUUCCUACAAUCCUUCCUCGCAAAUACUCCUUGACUGGACCAGAAGGUGCUGGCUCCUCAACUCCGAGAUACUAUCGGCAAUCUCAAUCGCCAGAUCUAGGUUCUGCCUCUCGCUUGCCACAAACGCUUCCUCAGCCGAGCCAAUCCCGACUCCCAUCUGCUGCUCAGAAAAGUCGUCAAGUAAACCGGAUACCGAAACUCGGUACUGAAUCAGAGAUCCCUUCGGCAACUGGCGGUAAUCUUGCUCGGUUUGCCCUAGGUAAUGACCGAGCAAGUAAAGUGUCUGCUGCUCCGGUGACAGCACGAGAAAUCCAGUCUCUUCGAAGUGCGUCUGCAUUGAGCCAGCAAGCACGCAAAAUCUCAAAACCGACUUUGGACGAACAGCAACAAGCACAUUCGUCGACUCCUGCGUCUUCACCGCAGACGCCAGGGACGACACCUCGAGAGGAGUCUAGUCGACGCAGUUCUCUGAUAGCACCGCAGUCACAGCAAACGUCGCCACGCCAACGACGCAUUCAAAACUUAUCCUUAUUACCACCAGCUCCUCCGCCAGACUGUCCGCUACCGGAAGUUCCGCCAAACAUAGCCUUACGACAUACUCCUGCACCGCAGAGACGACAACAGCAGCAGCAACAAAAACCACAGCUACCACGCCCAUCCUUACCAUCAUCAACAUUAUCCACACCACCGCCAUCAUCUCUACCCCCUACUCCAAACGUUCACAUGCGUCGCCGAAGCUCUGAAUUGCGUUAUUUGCAUCAGCAAAUGGCCAACAUCCUAACCCGAAAACAGUCAGACGCAUCAAUCCCUACGUCUGCUUCUUCUUCUUCUUCGACUACCCCUACUGCUGCUACUGCUGCUCUCCCGGAUUAUAGUCCUAAAUCUAAUAGUGGUGCCGCCCCCUCUGAAAGCCCGUCACGAAGCUGA
Messenger RNA from Talaromyces atroroseus, 2877 nucleotides. RefSeq lists its product as hypothetical. The record is from RefSeq and is a predicted model, not a curated record. NCBI's taxonomy places the organism in Eukaryota, Fungi, Ascomycota, Eurotiomycetes, Eurotiales, Trichocomaceae. The transcript has a single exon. Bases 1 to 2877 code for a protein of 958 amino acids.